This is a messenger RNA of Melitaea cinxia (Glanville fritillary), 1020 nucleotides long. It is a transcript of the gene Dcps, whose product is annotated as m7GpppX diphosphatase. Gene Ontology annotation, biological process: deadenylation-dependent decapping of nuclear-transcribed mRNA. Lineage: Eukaryota; Metazoa; Arthropoda; Insecta; Lepidoptera; Nymphalidae. The record is from RefSeq and is a predicted model, not a curated record. Gene Ontology annotation, cellular component: P-body; nucleus. Gene Ontology annotation, molecular function: hydrolase activity; RNA 7-methylguanosine cap binding. The coding region runs from base 1 to 1020 and encodes 339 amino acids. The transcript is spliced from 4 exons.
AUGUCCGACGGCAAUUGCCAAAGCGACGUUCUUGAACCGCCUUGCUCAAAGAAAAUCAAAAAAGACGAUCAAAAUGAAAACGGUGUAGCUGAAUCGGUGUUAGAAUUAAAAGACUUUGUACCAUGCAAAAUAUUGAAUAACAAUACGAAUAGGAAAACUGUUUGUAUUCAAGGUAAUUUCAAAGACAAGAGUGGGGUUGCAUUGGUGAUUUUGGAGAAAAAUGCUUUUAAAGAAGACGAAUUAGACAGUAAGGGCUAUUUUUCCAACGAAAGCGGAUUGAAAACGUAUUUCCAGAACGAUAUUUACGGAAAUUUCGAGUGUUAUCCGAAUCCUAGUAUCAACGGUGUAAAAACAACAAUCAUCUACCCAGCCACAGAGAAACACAUUGCCAAGUUCAGUCAACAAGAAGUACAUAUAAUACAGGAAACUCCAGAGUGUUAUGAGAAAUUAACGUUACCUCAUUUGGAGAAGGAACAAUUUAACUUACAGUGGGUAUACAACAUUCUAGAGGGUAAAAGUGAACAAGAUAGAAUAGUUCACAACAACAAGUGUGAUAAAGAAGGUUUUGUGUUAGUUCCCGAUCUCAAGUGGGAUGGAUUAACAAAAGAAACACUUUAUUUGUUGGCUAUUGUCAGGCAAAGGGGUAUUAAGUCACUGAGAGACUUGGAUGCGACUCAUUUGUCUUUGUUAAAGAGGAUUCGGGACGAAGGGAAGAAAGCAAUCUUCGACAAGUACAAAGUAAGAGGCAGUCAGUUACGGAUUUACUUUCACUACCAACCGUCAUUUUAUCAUCUACAUAUACAUUUUACAUAUCUAAGGCACGAAGCUCCCGGUAUUUAUGCAGAGAAAUCACAUUUACUGGAUACUGUUAUUAAUAAUAUUGAAAUGAUGAGCGAUUAUUACAAAAAAGCUACCUUACCGUUUACCAUUCGUGAAAUGGACACCUUAUUCAAUGUGUAUGAAACAAAUGGAUAUGUACAAAAGAUUAAAUCAGAUGAUAUUGAAUUAAUCGACAAAUAA